Molecule: messenger RNA, 1911 nt
Organism: Verticillium alfalfae VaMs.102
Lineage: Eukaryota; Fungi; Ascomycota; Sordariomycetes; Glomerellales; Plectosphaerellaceae
Product: rho guanine nucleotide exchange factor scd1
Exons: 5
Coding region: 1-1911 (636 amino acids)
Biological process (GO): establishment of cell polarity; septin ring organization; intracellular signal transduction
Cellular component (GO): cytoplasm; division septum; mating projection tip
Molecular function (GO): guanyl-nucleotide exchange factor activity
Source: RefSeq, a predicted model, not a curated record
AUGGCACAUGCUCCCCUCCUACGAACCAACACGGCACCGGUAUUCUCACAGUCUUCGAACGGUGUCGGAGGCAUCAGUACCAUGAGCCAUGCGCCGCGCGCCAGCCAACUGUCUGGCUCAACGGCGUACAACAGCUCCUCCGUCUCGCUAGCCUCGUUGUCAUCCGCUGCUACUGCUGCGACGACCGCCACCGCGACACCCCAGAACGGUGGGCCCGUCAUAGCCACAGCCAACAUCAUCAACCAGAAGGCUGAUGCCUCUCGCUCGCUCUACCACCUGUGUAUGGCGCUCAAAGUGAGACUCGCCCAGGUUCCCGACUUUGGUCCCUACCUCCAGCAACUCGAUCCGUACGACCCAGUCGAGUCUCUUUGGGGUCUAUUUCGCACCGGUUUCCCUCUCCUCGAGAUCUAUAAUGCGUUGCAACCGCCUGUGCCCCUCAAAAUCGACGACUCGGCCCCCAAGACCACGACUGCAGACAAGAAAGCUAAGAUUGCCGUUUUCAAGUUCAUCCAGGCUUGCCUGAAGGAUCUCGGUAUUCCUUCUGCUGACUGUUUCGUCAUAAACGAUGUCCUGGGCAACGAUACAACGGGUUUCGUCAAGGUCACGCCGGACCCCGAAGAUGAAGCCGCUCCCGAACCAGGCUCAAAACUGAGCUACCGCGAUUACAUUGUUAAGGAGCUGGUUGAUACCGAGCGGAAAUAUGUGCAGGAUCUCGAGAAUCUGCACGAUCUGAAGAGCAGCCUCGAGACCAAGGGCAUCAUCACCGGCGACACCAUCCACCAGAUUUUCCUGAAUAUCAACGCCAUCCUGGACUUCCAGCGAAGGUUCCUCAUUCGCGUUGAGACGACCAAUUCUAUGCCGCAGAGCUCCCAGCAUUGGGGAGCUCCUUUCGUUGUUUACGAGGAAGCUUUCGAUAUUUACCGCCCUUUUAUCGCCAACCAGCGGAAGGCCGCGCAAGUAGCAAACCAGGUUUUCGAGCAGAUCAAGACGGCUGCGCAUCCGGUGGCAGUCGACUUCAACACACUGGACGGUUUCCUGCUGAAACCAAUGCAGCGUCUCGUGAAAUACCCUCUUCUGCUCAAGGAUCUGAAGAAGAAGACGGAAGACGAGACUGCCCAGAGCGAACUAGCCGCCGGCAUAGAGGCUGCGGAGCGAGUCCUCACUAAGGCAAAUGAAGAAGUAAAUCGCGAUCUUCUAGAUGAGGCGCUCGAGGAGCUCCGUGUCCGCGUAGAUGACUGGAAGAGCCACAAGAUUGAGCAGUUUGGUAAGCUGCUAAGGCACGGCGUCUACACCGUCGUGACCGGAAAGACAGAUCAAGAAAAAGAGGAGAUCUCUCCGAACAAGAGCAAGGACAAAAAGGACAAGACACGGUCCACUGGCCCAAGGAUUCGCAACAAAAACGCGAAGCUCCAGCUGAAGGGCAGAAUCUUCAUGACGAACGUCACGGACGUCGUCUCUCUCUCCAAACCAGGUUCUUAUAGUGUCCAAAUUUGGUGGAAGGGCGAUCCUGGCGUCGAGAAUUUCAUGAUCAAGUUUAACAACGAGGAGAUGCUGAAAAAGUGGGCUCUCGGCUUGGAGACGCAACGCAAGGUAUGGUCUCAAAAGACCGCAGGCAGCCCGGAUCAAGCAGCGCCCGAAUUUGCUUGGACCCAAGCUCACGGGAGCAAACUUGAGAAUCCAUACCUCAACCAGGGCGAUGACGAGGAUGAUGAGGACUUGGGCCCAACGUCAGCACCACCCCAAUUCCCAAUGUCGCAACAAACAUCCGGGAAUGGACCGCGCCUCCCUCGCAACGCAUCAAGCACCAGCCUGCGCCAACGAUCUGCGACAAACGACAGCACAGGCUCGUUGGCCGGCAUGGUCCCGCCGCUCCCCCACGCUUCCCGUUACCUCAGCCCCCGGGACCGUUGA